This is a messenger RNA of Fragaria vesca subsp. vesca, 598 nucleotides long. RefSeq lists its product as uncharacterized. The transcript has 3 exons. NCBI's taxonomy places the organism in Eukaryota, Viridiplantae, Streptophyta, Magnoliopsida, Rosales, Rosaceae. The coding region runs from base 71 to 598 and encodes 175 amino acids. The record is from RefSeq and is a predicted model, not a curated record.
GGAACGGGUCAGUUGGUUUUUUGUCAAACAGGCAAAGAGCAAAUGUUGCACUUACACGUGCAAGUGGGUAAUGCAUCAACUUUGGUUACAAGUGACUCUGUUUGGAAGAAGCUUGUCCUUGAUGCCAAAGAAACGGAACUGUUUUCAUAAUGCUGAUGAAGACAGCAACUUGGCUCAGGCUAUUACAACUGCCCUGCUAGAGCUUGACCAACUUCAUUCUCUGCUUAAUAUCGGCUCUAUGCUGUUCAAAAACGCUAUAUGGAAGGUUUGCUUCACUGGUGACUUUUUGAACUCCAUAACAAAAAUUAAAGAUACUGCGAUUCUAGGGGAAGUGCUUGCGUUAUUAACCAGCCUUUCGCGUGGAUGGCGCUCUCCUCACAAGGAUAAAGGAAAUGUAGUGUAUGAUGGAACUUCUGCUCAGCUGUUAGAGAAGUAUAAAAUCAAAGGGCACAUGAAUCUCAUUUGGACUGUAGAUAUUAUCCAGGAGAAUGCACAUUAUGUCCAAGUUAUAAAGUUUUGGGAUAUUUUGCCAUUUUCUCAUUUACCAGAACUAGCAAAGCGUCUUGACAUUGUUUUUGGAAAAUUUUACAGUGGAUAA